AAAAUUACUGGUAUCUUUCCGUAUGUUUGCUAUACGUAAACUGCUUCUGUUUGCGACAACGUCGGUCGAGAAAUAGGUAAAGACUCGCAAAUGUUUACCUAGAUAUUCAUUUGCAAGAAAAGUACGUUGACAUGAGUUGCUCUCAAAAUAAAUGUCGUAAAUCUGUCUUGCAACUAACAUUCAUAAAAUUCCAAUUAACCUGCCAACGACCGAAAAAGAUAUGAACAUAACAGAUUUAUGUACGUACAUAUAUCUAUAUGUAUAUCGAUUGUGUCCAUCUUAUUCAGAUAAAAAACGGGAUCAAGAAUACACCUAUAUUAAUUAAAAAUUAGAAUUUUGAAUGAUACUCGAUUGAAGGCUGAGUGAACAUUUAUAUAUUAGUAUAUUGGUGAAUAAAGUGAGUAAAGUGAAUAAAGUGAAUAAAAGUGAAUAACGUGAUUAAAAUGAAUAAAGAUCCAUUUUUAAGAUACACGCAGAGAAUCGGGGAUAUCGCAUAGAAAUCUGUGGAACUAUAUGAAAAAUUGCAUACAACGUGAAAAUUUGGUGUCGGACGCUUGAUUGCAACAGUCGCGGUGUUGUAACAAAGGAUCCUUUAUUCUCCUAAAUGACGUAAAUAGAAUUGUACGAUGCAAAGUGAUAGACAUAUUGCAUUCGUUGCGUUCCUAUGCUAUUUAAUUGAGUUGUGGUUCCGCUGCGACGCUGUUUCGUACGCGCAAUCGAUAAGUGGUAAUUUCAUACGAAAAUUGAUACGUAAUCGUGGACACGUGCUCCAUUACAGUUUGAAUCAAUGAUAAUUUUACAAUUAACACCUCACUAGCAAUUUUCCAAUAAAAGUCGCAAUCACAUUUGUUCUGUCAAGUCUCUUGAAAUGUUAACCUUCUAAGUGGCGAAGCAAUUUUCUCACAUGAUAUAUCGGUUCUUCUAUCAACACGUUACAUAUAAAUAAAGAUAAAGGAUAUAUAUAAUAUAAAACACACGAAGUUGAUGAAGGAAGAUUACAUUAACGUAGGAAGAUGAAUUUUGUCUUUUUUUAUUUUUAAAUAGUCGUCCAAUUUCGUAGAAAGCAAAUUCGCUAGAAUAGCGAAUUCUACGUAAGUAUGUGAGUGCUAAGUACAACAAAAGAUGUAUAAUGUGAACUAGUGACAACUUAAAAUCGGAAUAUCCUUCUGUACAACAAUUUACCAAUUAAGCUCGUCGAAAGCUAAAUUGAUUCUCUCAAUUUCAUUACACAAGUACGUGAUUAAUAUUCAAUUUUCAAGAAACAAAUUAUUCAUUUCCAUAGGUUCAUUCAUUCAUACGAGAAGAUAACAUAAAAAAUGGUAAAUCUCAAUUUACAAAUUCGAUACUUAAUAAUAUUAGUAAAUUAUUAAGGGACUUCUGUCGCACAAACAAUUUUUAUCAUUUCACAAUAUUAAUUCUAAUCAGUAAAAUUUCUUUACGGAACUUUCUUUGUCUUAUAUUCAAUUUUAUUUAUUGUUGCACAGAAAAAUGUAUUAAAUUUGUUACAAUUUUCUGUUGAAAAUGACAACGUGAGUUCGUUCUCGCCAUCCAUUAGUCGAUGCGUUAGUUAUAAGAAAUAGUAACUAGAGGAUGAUCCUAGUUACAAUCGAUAGAUUUAAUCGAUAGGCUUAAGAUGCCUUUUUAUUUUUAUCCCUAGUUUUUGUAAGCGCGUGCAAUAAAGGUUUUUUUGGCUCAGAACGGUGUGAUAGAUUUAUCCAUUCAAUAAAAUAAUAACUAUUCUGAUCUUACCUCUGAGUAUAGAAAUAACAACAUUUUCAAACGUAGAAUCAUACGUCAAAUUUUGCGAAAUAUGAAAUAACGGUAAUUAACGGUAACUACAAAAUAGGAUUGAAACGUUUAUUUAUAAUACCUUAUAAUGUUUAAACGUUGACUGCACUGUUUUAGUUUAUAACACAGUCUGUGUGCAUGUUACAUUAAAUGAGAGUUCGUAAAAGAGAAACGUAUCCAAACGAGGUUUUCAUAACCUGUUAACACAACACAUAAACACACAAAUAAUAAGAUCUGUUUGAGAUGAAAAGUUGAAACUAAUACAGUCGAGUACUAUUUGUUUACAAUGUUCCGUCCGGAACACUGAAACGAACAUAUAAUAGAAAUUGUUCAGAGUGGAUCGUAUAAAUAUCACCAAUGCAUUUUCUGAUAUUCUAAUAAUUCUGAUAAUUAUUUAUUGAAUACACAUCGGUUCGUGUCAAAGACGAAGAAUUAUCGGAGAUAACUACGACCAUACACAGAUAUAUUCAAUAUUUACUUACAGCGAUAAAACCGUACAAUGAGAAGCGAUAAAUUAUUCCAGUCCGUAGCAUAAAACGCUUCGCUCACUUUCAUCGACUAAAUACAGGAAAAUCUAUCUGGUUGAAGACACUUGUACACAACUGCGAAUGAUAGAUACUUCGUUUGACAACUGUUCUCCCAUGAAAGAGUAUAGAUAUAACAUCGAUAUAAUUAUCGAAAUGUAUAAACCGCAAUGAGAUAAACACGAUAUACAGAAUUUUUCUAAAUACUCUGAGAUGACCAAAAACGGUUGCGCUUGCGAAAAUGGAUAAAAGUGAGAGGAAAGAAGUGAAUAAUCCGCGCCAAAAUGCCAAUCCAUUGUCCAUUCUUACAUUUUGGUGGAUCCUCAAGCUGUUCGUUGUCGGUUAUAAAAAAGAAUUGGAGGAGGAUGAUCUGUAUUCGCCAUUGCGGGAAGACAAGAGCAGCUAUUUGGGUCAGCGUAUCGUAAAAAAUUGGGAGCGGGAGGUGAAAAUAUGUGAGAAGAAAAAAGACAAUUCGAAGCCAAGUUUAAUUAGGGUACUGUUCAAAUGCUUCGGUAAAAUACUCAUUAACGGUGGACUAGGGCUAUUUGUUCUAGAAUUUGGCAUACGGAUCGUGCAGCCGUUUCUACUCGCCAGGAUAUUACGUUAUUUCUCAGGGAACAGACAAGACUGGAGUACUGGUAUACAUUAUUAUGCCGCGGCUUUUUGUGUCGUGCCUUUACUAGAUGCUGUGAUUAUUCAUUGGGCCAUACAAACAUUUACACACCUAGGAAUGAAAGUUAGAGUGGCUUGUUGUACUUUAAUUUACAGGAAGAUACUUAGAUUGUCUAACUCUGUUCUUGAAAAUGAAACAUCUGUCGGGCAGAUGAUCAAUUUCUUAAGCAACGACGUCAAUAGGCUCGAUUACUUUGUCAUUGCUAUUCAUUACUUAUGGAUUGGUCCACUUCAAGUUUUUGUAAUAGCGUAUCUUACAUUUCGUGAAAUUGGAUUGGGUGCAAUCACAGGAAUGAUAGCGUUUUUAUUAUGUAUACCAUUGCAGAUAUUUCUUGGAAGGAAAGUGUCGCGUUUGACUUCCGUGUCAGCUAAAAAAACUGACAAUAGGCUAAGAUUGAUGAAUCAAAUAAUUAAUGGAGUAGAAGUAAUUAAAAUGUAUGUUUGGGAAGUACCAUACUCGCUUCUUGUCGAAAAAGCUAGACGGAAAGAAGUGGACGUGAUAAAGAAGUAUUCGAUCGUAGAACAAAUUGGUUUAACGCUUGAUAUGUACUUUCCUCGAGUCGGAUUAUUUAUUGCCAUAUUAACUUAUGUUUUAACUGGGAAUAAUGUGGAUGCUGAAAAAGUAUUUAUGACUACAGCAUUUUACACUAUUCUACGAGAUUCUAUGACUACCGGUUUUGCUAUAAGUGUUCAUCAAUUAGCGGAAGCAUUGGUGUCUAUCAGACGACUCGAGAAAUUCAUGACGUAUCCUGAAAUCUCUGUGCCACAGAAAGUUCAGAAUCAAGUAGCUACACAAUCCGUUCCUAUUUACUUAAAAAAUGUCACUGCCAGAUGGGAUAACUCUCGAGACAAUGACACAUUGCAAAACAUCCAUCUAACAGUACAAGCUGGUAGCUUCAUAGCAGUGAUCGGACAGAUAGGCUCAGGAAAGAGCAGUUUGUUGCAAGUAAUACUUCGUGAAUUAUCAUUGACAGAAGGAGUGCUAGAAACUAGCGGGAAAAUAAGUUUCGCCGAUCAACGACCAUGGAUCUUCGCUUCCUCUAUCAGACAGAAUAUUCUCUUUGGACAGUCGAUGAAUGAAGCUCGUUACAACGAAGUGAUUCGUGUGUGUCAAUUGACACGCGAUAUAGAUCUAUUUACGCAUAAAGACAGAACCAUGGCCGGGGAAAGGGGAAUCAAUUUAAGCGGCGGUCAACGAGCUCGAAUUAAUUUAGCGCGAGCGUUAUACACUGACGCCGAUAUUUAUCUUCUGGACGAUCCUUUAUCGGCAGUCGAUACGCAUGUCGGUAGUCGCAUUGUGGAUGAAUGUAUACAUGGUUUUCUCAAAGGCAAAACUAUAAUCCUAGUCACUCACCAGAUACAAUACUUGAAAGCCGCUGAUCAGAUAAUCGUAAUGAACAAUGGUAGCAUUCAAGCGAAAGGGAGCUUCGAGGAGUUGCAAAGUAUGAAUUUAGAUUCCAUGAAGGUCUUCGAAGAGAUUGAGGAUAAAGAAGAAUUUGGCGAAGCUGAAACCAAAAUAGAGAAGAAGCGAACGAUGGGAGAAACGAAAAAAGAAGACGCAGUCGCGGAACAAGAACCUGUCGAGGUGGCGGAAACCAGGUCGAAGGGCAAAAUGUCUAGCAAUGUUUUCUUUUCCUACUGGAAAGCAAGUAGAAAUAUAUUUCUGGUUCUUCUGAUGACGAUUAUGUUUAUAUCGAGCCAAUCGAUAGCCAGUGGCAGCGACUAUCUGGUCGCAUUUUGGGUAAACACGGAGAUGGCAUCGUGGGUUAGAAGCGAUAAUGGCACGAUGGAUUUUCAAUGGUCCGGACCAUUGUCUCGCAAUGAAAUUAUUUAUAUUUAUAGCGGUCUAACUAUGGGCAUUGCUUGUAUCUACGUCGUACAGACGUUUACAUAUUAUGUAGUUUGCAUGCGCGCCUCGAAAAAUCUACACGCACAGAUGUUCCGUAGUAUCGUACGUGCUGUGAUGUACUUUUACAACACGAAUCCCGCUGGUCGAAUAUUAAACAGGUUUUCUAAAGACAUUGGUAUUAUCGAUAAGAAAAUGCCUUUUACCAUGUUCGAUGUUAUCAUAAUGUUUCUAAAUUUUAUGGGGACCAUAGUGAUCCUUGGUACAGUGAGCGUGUGGUUGUUGAUACCGACUUGCGUUAUUAUAGUUCUUUUUUACUAUAUGCGAGUCGUAUACAUUUCAACUAGUCGCGCUGUUAAACGAAUGGAGGGUACAACCCGUUCACCAGUAUUCGAUCAUGUGGGUGCCACUUUGCAAGGCUUAACGACAAUCAGAGCAUUCAAAGCUGAAAAGAUAGUAACCACGGAGUUUGACAAUCAUCAGGAUUUUCACACAUCAACGUGGUUUAUAUUCAUCUCUCUUUCACGAGCUUUCGGUCUUUAUAUCGAGGCAUUUUGUUUGAUUUACAUAGCGGUGAUCACCAUCAUGUUUUUCGUAUUCGAAGAUCUCGCUAUUGCCGGGGAUAUCGGUUUAGUAAUCACGCAGGUUAGCGCAGUCGUUGGAAUUUUACAGUGGGGUAUAAGACAAACCGGUGAACUGGAGAAUCAAAUGACUUCUGUCGAAAGAGUGUUGGAAUACAGUAAGCUGGAAGAAGAGCCAUUCUUGGAUAGUAUACCGGAAAAGAAACCGCCGGAAGAAUGGCCCACGAAAGGUCUGGUCGAAUUCAGAGGCGUGAGAUUAAAAUACGGCCCUAAAAGUACUUAUGUUUUAAAUGGUAUCAAUUUCGUGAUCAAACCUAAAGAAAAAGUGGGAGUUGUUGGAAGAACCGGUGCUGGCAAAACAUCCUUAAUCAGCGCUCUUUUUCGGUUAGCAUACAUAGAGGGAGAAAUAAUUAUAGAUGGUAUACCUACGAAUGAAAUUGCAUUGCAUGACUUUCGUUCGAAAAUCAGUAUUAUACCUCAGGAACCAGUUCUAUUCGGAGGUAGUCUUCGACGAAAUCUAGAUCCUUUCGACGAAUAUUCUGAUAACGUUUUAUGGGAGGCUUUAGGGGAAGUAGAAAUAAGAGAAACGAUCUCAGAGAUGGCGGCAGGUUUGAACAGUAAAGUAUCGGAAGAGGGUUCAAAUUUCAGCGUUGGACAACGUCAAUUAUUAUGCCUUGUUCGAGCACUCAUUCGAAAUAAUAAAAUUAUGGUUCUCGAUGAAGCUACUGCUAACGUUGAUCCACAGACUGAUUCCCUGAUUCAACAGACGGUCAGAAAGAAAUUUGUGGAUUGCACUGUCAUUACUAUAGCGCACAGGUUAAAUACCAUAAUGGAUAGCGAUAAGAUACUUGUGAUGGAUCAGGGUUGUCUAGUAGAAUAUGAUCAUCCGUAUGUUUUACUGCAAAAGAAAGGAUAUUUUUACAAUAUGGUGCAACAAACAGGUGCUGCAAUGGCGAACAGUCUGUCAGAAGUGGCAAAGAACUGUUUUUAUAAGAACAACGAAGCGGUGUCCUGAUGAUGACCAGACUUUAGUAACUUUCGAAUGAUAUACUACAUAUUUAAGCGAAAUUUUUUCGUACGUCCAACUUAUAUUUUCGAACCAAAGUAAUAGUUUUUGCUAAGUGUAACGAUGCAAAUUUUGAAAGUACGGUGCUUACACAGGUAUUAUGUACCGACUAUUUAGCCAAUUACAGUUUGACGAUCUUUUUGUAACAAAAGUAUAAUAUCAAUAAAAUUUUGCAACAAUAA
Messenger RNA from Bombus huntii, 6659 nucleotides. Its product is annotated as probable multidrug resistance-associated protein lethal(2)03659. Bases 2554 to 6426 code for a protein of 1290 amino acids. The transcript is spliced from 16 exons. NCBI's taxonomy places the organism in Eukaryota, Metazoa, Arthropoda, Insecta, Hymenoptera, Apidae. The record is from RefSeq and is a predicted model, not a curated record. Gene Ontology annotation, molecular function: ATP binding; ABC-type transporter activity; ATP hydrolysis activity. Gene Ontology annotation, cellular component: membrane. Gene Ontology annotation, biological process: transmembrane transport.